Molecule: messenger RNA, 7973 nt
Organism: Diabrotica virgifera virgifera (western corn rootworm)
Lineage: Eukaryota; Metazoa; Arthropoda; Insecta; Coleoptera; Chrysomelidae
Product: GTP-binding protein 2
Exons: 6
Coding region: 269-1963 (564 amino acids)
Biological process (GO): translational elongation
Molecular function (GO): GTPase activity; GTP binding; translation elongation factor activity
Source: RefSeq, a predicted model, not a curated record
CCGACUGCCGAAGAUACACGAAGCUAUUCGUGGGUUGAGGAUACAUUCUCAAAAUAAAAUAGGCUUGCAGAUUAUUUAUACGCUGAUUGUAUGGUCUGUUAAUAAUAUUAUUGUGCAACCUUCCGAAAUGACAAGUGUUUAAAACAACCUUAUUUAUUUUUGAAAACAUAGCGUCAACGAAAUGCAUUAAAGUUUGUGUACAGUUCUGUUUCUGUUAUAAUGUUUAUUCUAGUUUGACCCUGAAUUUUACACCAAAAUAACAAAGAAUAUGGAAUCGUUCUUCAGUCUCUUUGAGCCUACUUACAAUGACUGUCCUCACAGUGAGGAGUUUGGAUUGGAUAAUAUGAAUAACAGGACUUCGCUACCCCCUGAGCCUCAGCUGGGGAAUGUGGAGUAUAAGUUAAAGAUUGUCAAUCCCACUAAACAGAGAUUUGAGCACUUGGUCACACAGUUAAAAUGGAGGUUGCGCGAAGGAAACGGAGAGGCCAUCUAUGAGAUCGGUGUGGAAGACAGCGGUAUCUUGGCAGGUCUGUCAACGCGAGACAUGAACGCCAGUCUUCAAACCCUUAAGCAAAUGGCCAUCAAACUGGGAGCAACAACGACAAUAUUACGCGAGCGAGUGCUAGACAACGGACGAAGCGUUGCUGAAGUACUAGUCCGAAAAGUACCUGAUGAUCAAAAUAACAUCGAGAUAAGGAUAGCUGUGUUAGGAAACGCCGACGCUGGAAAAUCAACUUUACUAGGAGUACUGACCCAAGGAAGUUUGGACAAUGGACGUGGACGAGCUCGUUUGAAUAUGUUUAGGCACCUGCACGAGAUUCAAAGUGGAAGAACCUCAUCAAUAUCACACGAAAUCCUUGGAUUUAAUUCACAGGGUCAACCAAUAAACUACAGUUACAGCGAGUUGAUAACUGCCGAAGAAAUUUGCGAUACUUCGACUAAAUUAGUCACGUUCAUGGACCUUGCGGGGCACAAGAAAUAUCUAAGGACAACGAUAGCGGGGUUAACUGGUUAUUCUCCACACCAUGCUAUGCUACUGAUUUCCAGUACUGCAGGAGCUGUAGGCAUGGCCCACGAGCAUCUAGCCAUCGCCAUUGCCUUAAACGUCCCAUUUUUUAUAGUAAUAACGAAGAUUGAUCUAGCAUCACCGACCACGACGUUGCAAAACCUAGAAUCAUUUCUGAAACAAGUCGGAACACGAAGGAUACCGCUUGUAAUAAAAACUGUUGAUGACGUCAUUACGGCUGGGGCUAACCAAUUGGCGGAAAACGUGGUCCCGAUCUUCCUAGUUUCAAGUGUAAGCGGGGCAGGACUGGAUCUGCUGUUGAAGUUCCUACAUGUCUUACCGCCUGGAAUAAGCGCUAAGGAAAAGGAACGACUGGAGCAGGAAUCUCCCGAAUUUCAAAUUGACGAGAACUUCAAGACUGGAGAUGUAGGUCAAAUCAUAGGUGGACUGUUAACUAAAGGAGUCAUAACAGAAGGUACAAAGAUGCAGAUAGGUCCAUUGAAGGACGGUUCCUUUCAGAAAGUCGCAGUCAAAACUAUUCACCGUAAUAGGGUACCAUGCAGGAUGGUACGAGCUGGACAAAGCGCGUCGUUAGGGCUGAACACCUAUAUUCCCGGAUUAAGGAAUGGUAUGGUUCUGUUAAGCGAAGACGAGGACGCCAAAGCAUGCCUGUUCUUCCAAGCUAGCGUUUCUGUGCUGUUCCACGCUACUGCCAUCUAUCCAGGAUUCCAGACGACGGUUUAUAUAGGAAACAUUCGGCAGACUGCCGUCAUUAUGGGCAUAUGUUCUUCCAGAUGCAUCCACACUAACGAACGUGAUUCGGUGUUGUUCAGAUUUAAACUACACGCAGAGUAUGUUGCUGUUGGACAACGUCUUCUCUUCAAAGAAGGAUCUUCUAAAGGUAUAGGGGAAAUCACGCAGAUUUUUCCAUUAACACCACCACUACUUGAAUCUUGAGUUGAUCUUAGGACCUAGUGAGUGUUUUGAUAAAAAUCUAGGUAUUGUACACUGCGCGUCAUUAAAAAGAGGCCACUUAAAAUUUUUGGUAUCUUUUAAUUUUUAUGAAUCCUACAAAAAUUAAUUGUUUAAAUGCCUGCCCGAAACAUUACCGAACCUCCUCCAAAAGCAACACGUGCUCGCACAAAAGCAGUAUAUCGUUCCCCACGUCUUCUGUAUGUUUUGAUGCGACCAUCUGAGCCAUAAAGAACCAUCCUGGAUUCAUCACUAAACAAAACAUUUUUCCAGUCUGCUAUCGUCCAAUGCUCUUGGUCUCUAGCAAACUGAAGUCGGCGUUGUCGAUGUGCUGCUGUUAACAAAGGUCCUGUUGCUGGACAGCGAGCCCUUAGACCAAAUUCCCUCAACCUUCUUCUGUCGGUAGAAGUGCUUAAUGUCCACCCGUGAGCAUUUUGAAAACGGUUUUGGAUUGCUCUAGCCGUAAAGAACCGAUUUUGCAAAGAAGUGCGUUGUAAAGAACGGUCUUCUCUGGCCGUCGUGAUUCUUCUCGGGCCUGAUCCUGUCUCUACGAAUCGUUGGUAUGUUUUUUGGACAAUUGUCUGGCCGCUUCUCUUUGACUUAUUCCAUUAUCAAUGAAAGUAACAAUUUGAACAGAUCUAGCAAAUCUCUAAGCCAUAGUUAUGAAUUUAAAAAUUGCACCAGUUCACUCUUUCAACAACAACCAGUUUCAUAAACACCAAUGAAAGAUUUUUGAAAAAGCAGAACAGUCAUAUUGCAAGAAAAAUAAGUUGCAAAUACGUGCAUAAUUCGAAGUCGUAAAACUGAUACCAAUUCUGCACUAACUUAUUAUCUUCAAUUGACCUGUCGGCACCGUUUGUCGGUGUCUAAAAGUUUUUCUCCAUUUUGUGAGUUACAAUAGGAUAACUUUUAUAAACUUAAAAUUAUUGAAAAACUAAUAAAAUUCUAGGUGGCCUCUUUCUAAUUACGCGCAGUGCAUAUUUGAAUUUUGAAAUUUUAGUUUUGAAUAAACUAUUUUUGGUCGGAACUACCAACAAAUUAAAUCAAGAUAUCUAUUUUAUCAACGGGCAUAACAAUGACAAAAAUUAUAAUAUACUAGUCUCCUUUAACUUAUCUGACGAGGAAUUUAUUUUUAUUUUCACCAUUACCUUGAAUUGCCAUAUUGUGUUAUUACAAUUUUAUAGUUUCUAUCUUUUGAUUUUUCAAUUUUGUUUUCAUUUUUUGCAGCUCUUACUCUUACUCUUGAUAGGCUGACUUUCUCACUUAAAUCGUCAUAAACCGACUAUAAGUUUUAAACGAAAACUUGGUUUUCAUAUCUACAACCGAUUAAUGUUUACCGAUUGAGAAAUUUCUCAUGAUUGGUUUGCGCAUUUAAUGAGAGCGACAAAGAGACAUGUAUUUAUUAUACAUUUAAAACGGGCUAGAAGAUAUACGCCGGCAAAGCGAGGUAGCGCGAACAACCCACUUCAUGUCGUAGGUAGGGCUAGCUCAGCACAGCGUUGCCAAAGUAGAUUUAAAAUAGAAAAUAACAAAGUAGAAAAAAAUUAUAAUAUUUAACUUAUUGUAAACGAAUAUAAUAAAGAAAUUAUUUAAAAGAAAAAAACUUAAGUAAAAAAAUAUUGUUUUCACCCAUUUUAAAAAAAGUGGGUGAAAAAAGUUUAAAUCAAAUUUAAAUCAAAACGAAACCGUCUAUUUUUGUAUUUUUGAAAAAAGUUUAAUUAUAUUUGAACGUUUUCACAUUUUUUUAAAAUGGAUGAAAAUAUUUUUGUACUAAGUUUUUUUCUUUUAAAUAAUUUGUUUAUUAUAUUCGUUUACAAUAAGUUAAAUAUUAUAAUUUUUUCUACUUUGGUAUUUUCUUUUUUAAAUCUACUUUGGCAACGCUGUGCUGAGAAAGCCCUGCCUACGACAUGAAGUGGGUUGUUAGCGCUAUCUCGCUUUGCCGGUGUAUAUCUUCUAGCCCGUUUUAAAUGUAUAAUAAAUACAUGUCUCUUUGUCGCUCUCAUUAAAGGCGCAUACCAACCAUGAGAAAUUUUUCAAUCGGUAUACUUUCCCUUUAAUUUCAUUGAUUCCAAACACCUGAGCAGGCUCUUGUAUGAUUUUCUCCAUCUAGUCCACAGCUUUACUAAGGAUGUUCGCAUAAUAACAUCAGUUGAACACAAUUCAGUUCUUUUACUUUAUAAUUUACCAGAGACAAAGAUUGAAUAGCAGACAAGAUAUUAUUUCAUGGGAGGUGCCAUCUAUCGUCGGUUUCAUUUCCAUUAUUAUAUUGUGAAAUUUCCUUCGCUGGUAGGUUUGGUAUUGUCGGUUUGUGUCAGUCAGUGUUUGACACAUCUCCUUCAUAUCGACGCAACUUUUAUAAAUAUGCAUAGUUCACAUAGUGUCUUUAUCAUCAUCUAGUCAUAAAAGUUUGUUUCUUUCUUUAUAUUUAAGUCGGGAGUCAUGCAAUAAAGUCAUCUAGGUUGAAUGUAUCACGAAUUAAGUGACGUUGUGCCUUAGGUUUUUGUAGAGAUAUAUUGAAAAACUUGUUUAUAAUUAGAAUAUUGUCGUAUAAGAGUUGUGGAAAAUCUAGAAAGACUUUUAGAAGAAUUGUUCUCACCAAAAGUAAAGUUAUUUGCUCUUAAAUUCUAUCAAUACUUUUAGAAAUACCCAAGGACAUUUUUGCAGCAAGUAAAAAUGAUAAUUCUCGAGGAAAAUCGAUAAAAUAAGGCUUUGGAAAAUUCUGUACGAAAAAUCGAAAACUUCGUUAAAAUUUGUGAAAAUGUGGUAUGUAUAAUUUCAAGAUACCUCCAAAAUAUUGCUGUAAAGAAAACCGGGAUACCUUUGUCCCAACUUGGUCGGAAAAAUUCUAAAAUUUAAAAAAUUUUUGAACUUUUGGAAAUUUCUUUAUGAAAAAUCGGAAAAUUUGAAAAUAUGGUAUAUACAAUUUUAAAGAUAUUUCCAGAAUAUUGCUGUGAAGAAAAACAAGAUACCUUGAUUUCGAAUUGGUUGGAAAAAUUCAAAAAUAUCGGAAAUUUUGUGAAAAUUUGGUAUCUAUAAUUUGAAGAUACCUCCAAAAUAUUUCUGUAAAGAAAAACGGGAUACCUUUGUCUCAAAUUUAUCGGUAAAAUUAAUUUAAAAGGAUUCAAAAUUUUUGAACUUUUGGAAAUUUCUUUAUGAAAAAUCUGAAAAUUUGGAAUUGUGGCAUGUACAAUUUGAAGAUAUCUACAGAAUAUUGCUGUAACAAAAAACAAGUUACAUUGGUUUCCAAUUGGUCGGAACAAUUCAGACAUAUCGGAAAAUUUGUGAAAACUUUGUAUGUGUAAUUUGAAGAUACCUCAAAAAUAUUGCUUUAACGAAACACGGGAUACCUUUGUCCCAGUUUGGUUGGAAAAAUUGAAAAAUAUUAAAAAUUUUUGAACUUUUGGAAAUAUCAUUAUCAAAAACCGGAAAAUCCGUUAAAUAUUGCGAAAAUUUGAGUUGUGCAAUUUGAAAAUACCUUCAAAAUAUUGCUGUAUAUUCAUAAACGUUCACAAAUUUUAAAGACUUUCGUUUUCCAUCAUCAAAUUUCCAUAUCAGUAUUUUUACAAUUUUUGUCUUUAAUUUUUUUACCAACUGUACUAUUUUGUGGUACAUGACUCAAAAAUAGUGAGAACCACUGCCAUAGGUGAUAAUUUCCCAGAUAUUGAGGACAAUAAGUUAAGAAAUAAGGGUCAGUAAUUCAAUUUUUCGGGCAUAAAUUUUUCCUGAAUUUUACAGAACUGUUUCAGCAGAAGCAGACUAAAAUUUUAAUUAUUUGUUUUUUAUAUUAUUUGUAUAAUUAAAAAGUCUUCAAUAUUUUACAAAAAUCUAAGGUCCGACUCACAGUAACAAAUUCUAUAGAGUUUUCGACUGGACUAUUAAAUGCUAAUUUAAGAUACUAUUAGAAAGAUUCAGUUAUUUUUUAAUAACUUUAUUCAAUUCCUGAUUGAGUUGUUGGUUGAAGGACAUUAAGGAAAACUUUUUUUGUUUUUGCUUUUUUAAAGUAAGGUUUGCUUUUGCUAAUUUAAGGCAUUUGGCAUUGAGGGCAUUUUGUUUCAAUUUAGACAUUGAUACUUAAACCUACUUUUUCUGUCAGAAGCUUUUUAUCAUGUUUUUUAUUCGUCUUUUUUAGUAUUUCUUAUGCGUGUUCUCUUGAAAUCUACUCAGAAAUCCUUACAAAAUAUUUUUCGAUUAAUUUUUUAAAGAGACGUGCGAUUCUGAUUCUUAUAUUUCCAUAGUCAUACUUAAUAGUAUUCUCUCUCUGUAUUACUGUCACUCAUUAACAACGUGGAAUGAAGUAAACACUUUUGUUGUGUGUAGGCAUAUGAAUUUAUUAAAAAAUCCUUAAAAUUUAUCCACAAGGGAGUGGAAGUACAAAACGUUUUCGGUUAAACUGGCCAUCAUCAGUGUAAACGUCCAGUGUACAAGUCAUUUUAAUUAGCCACUUCAAUGGUCAGUUUGACCGAAAACGUUUUGUACUUCCACUCCCUUGUGGAUAAAUUUUAAGAAUUUUUAAUAAAUUCAUAUGCCUACAUACAACAGAAGUGUUUACUUCAUUCCACGUUGUUAUAUUGAAGGUAUACAGCCAACUACAGGGUUUACCCCAUUUUAAAGUCACUCUUUAACUCCAAUAAAAAAAGUAUGCUCAAAAUUGUGCACAACAGAUGUUUGUCAAGGCCAUUUGAUGGAAAGUGUCUGAAAACUUGCACCAUUUCAGAAAUUUAAUUGCAUGAAAACUUGAAUAUACAGUCAGAAGUUAAAUUAGUAUGUGGUUUCCUAGUACCUGAUGAACAUUACAAAGAUUAUAUAGAAUUAAAUAAAUAAUUUAAGUAAAUUUAAAUAUAACUGAAUGGCCAUAUAGUAUUCGAUAGUGAGAAGUAUUGAAGCGAGACGAAGAAAAAAUAGUUUAAGUUUUCACAACUUGUAACAAUAUAGCAGCCACCUAGAUCGUUGGUUGUCAAUUGUUUAACAAUAAAACGACACCUAAGUCGUCUAAUAUGAACACACUUAAUGUGCCAAUUUUAUUGUCAAACAAUUGGCAGACAACGUGGGGCCCAAUGUUUAUAACGUCAUCCCAUAUAGGGAAGAGCAAGCAGGUUUCAGGGGAGGUUUUAGUAUUUUUGGCAACUUAAUAAAAAAUAAGGGGGUAUAAUAUCACUUUAAAAUUAGGUACAUCAAAUAAAGACCAAUGUAGUUUUGUUUUGCCUUUGUAGAAGUUAAUAAUUUUGUAGAUUUAGCUUUUUGUACAUAGAUAUUAAGACAUCGGCUUCGAAACACUACUUAUUUAUUUUUAAUUCACUGUCACUGUCUUUUUUCGUUAAACCAUACCUUUCUGCAACCUUAUACCCUUAACUUGUUUAGUUCUUCUGACUGUUAUUCGGUUGUUCAUCUACUUCUGUAAAAAUACAAAACUUUUUCUAAUAAUCCACCUAAAUAGUAUAAGGAUGUUUGUAAGUAAAAAUCGAAAUUUAUUUUUAUAUGUACAGAACUUUAUUUACUUGUCCAAUUUUCUAAUUUUGGAAAACACGAGGCGACUAUUUUGUGAUAAAUCUUAAGAUUAAUUAGACUAAUGUUAGGUAUAUUGUCGUCGGGAAACUUUUAGCAACAAUGCUAAUGGGAAUAUCUCUGAAAUGGUAGAAAAUUUUAUGCUUAGAAAAAGUUUUGUUCUGUAUUAUUCAGUGUAUUAACAAAAACUUUAUUAUAUACAAACUUACUUUUUAUUAGUUUUUUCUUAACCAACUCGAACUAACUUUAGCUGAAUUUGAUUUCGAAGAUAUUUUGGUAGUAUUCCUAAUCCUAAAUGUACAACAUUAGUGUUUGUUUGUUUAUAUUAUUUAUGACAUGUUUUGAAAAUCUGUGAUUGUAUUUUAAGCAGAGUUAAAAUAGAAAUGAAAUAGUAUUAAACUUAUAAUUGUAUAUUUCUUUCAUAUCAAUUUAAAACUUGAAUGUACGUACUUACCCUCAAUAGAUCUCGUGGUAAAUAAAUGUACUAAACCAG